Monopterus albus (swamp eel) is the source of this 2526-nucleotide messenger RNA. It is a transcript of the gene adad2, whose product is annotated as adenosine deaminase domain containing 2. Gene Ontology annotation, biological process: RNA processing; adenosine to inosine editing. The record is from RefSeq and is a predicted model, not a curated record. Gene Ontology annotation, molecular function: double-stranded RNA adenosine deaminase activity; tRNA-specific adenosine deaminase activity; adenosine deaminase activity. Lineage: Eukaryota; Metazoa; Chordata; Actinopteri; Synbranchiformes; Synbranchidae. Gene Ontology annotation, cellular component: nucleolus; cytoplasm. The transcript is spliced from 11 exons. Bases 370 to 1929 code for a protein of 519 amino acids.
ACGUUUGUUUUCUAAACGAAAAUGGGAUUAUACCGUGUGGCGUCUGUCAGACCAAAAACAACGUUAGCUAGCUAAAUUAAGAUAACUCGUGAAACGUUAGCAAACCUUUCUUUAUGGUAAUGAGCGGUAAAAGUGAAAACACUUUUGUUUCACAGAUUAGCCCUUUAAGGGGUGUAUCCUUUAUAAUAAUUUAAGUAGUUUGAAGGCCGACUGUGUCACUUGCGGACGCCGCUAAUUAGCUUAAAAGGGUGUCCACCGCAUUGACUGUGCACUUUAGCCAGCAGCUAAUGCUAAUUGGUUUGAUUAGCCUACACAAGCUAAAUAAAUGAACAAUUGAUUGGACCAGCAACUGGUAACUUCAGAAUCAGCAUGGAAGAUAAAGCAGUUAAAUUCAUUCCAAGAAAUGCUGCUGCUUUUCAUUCUCUGCCAAACUUUGAGCCAAGCUUGCACCUUCGCCAUUCUCAGAUCAGUCUGACAGAUGAACCAGUUUGCAGCAGUGUUAUUGCAAAGAGGAAAAAUGUACAUCCCGGUGGAGAUAACCAAACGGAAGAGGCUGUACUUUAUGAAGGGGGUGACAGACCCAGAAUGGUGAAGGCCUUGAUCCCCAAACGCAGAGAUGAGAUUUAUUCUGCUGACAUCCUAUCAGGAAAUGAGGAUGACAACGCAGAUGAUGAACCAGCUGCUUUCUCUGUCCCUGGUAUGUCACCUGCUGAAAGUAAGCUGUUGGAUGAAGAAGCAACCACAGAGGCUGAGGGUACAGUAUUACUCACACUAUGUGAUAUCAGUGUUCAAGUCUGGCAGACUGAUGAGCACAAGAAUCACAUGGCAGCAAUAAGCAGUGACAGGUUUGACAGCCUCCUGAAGAUGUGUCCCGUUUUUCAUAAAUGCAAGAGCCACAUGGCAGCAUUUGUCUUAAUAAGAGAAAUGAUGGAUACAGCAGGUCGCCCAUGUCAUCAUUACAAGGUGGUGGCGUUGGGAGCUGGACAGUCAAGCUGCAGCAAGUGGCUCUGCUACAAUGGGACAAUGGUCCAUGAUUGCCAUGCCAUCGUCAUCGCCAGACGGGCUCUCCUAAGGUUUCUAUACAAAGAGCUUCUGCUGUUCUUUGAUGCUGAUCCAAGGGCCAAGAAGAACUGCAUUUUUGAGAGUAGUGCAGGCGGCCACCAGCUUCAGCUGAAGCCCAAGAUCAGCCUGCAUCUCUACACUAAUCACUGUCCUGAAAGAGCUGCUGAGAACUUCAAGGACUCUGUGAACAGCCCUUGGACCAUCAUGAAGCUACAGUGUCACGCCAAAGGCAUGCUGGUCCCUGUAGCCUACCUGCACCCUGGGAUCUGGGCUGCUAGAGUCUGCUGCCUGUCUGGUAGUGACAAGUUGUGUUGCUGGCCUGUCACUGGGGUUCAGGGUGCAUUACUGACCCACUUCAUUCAGCCACUCUACCUCACCAGCAUUGUGCUAGGGGCGCAGAAGCAAUUCCAUAAAGAAUUGUCUAGCACCAACAAGCGGCUGGGUAAUGGAUGGGAGGCGCUUCUCCCACCAUUCUACAAGAAACAAAACACCAUCUUUCUCUGUGGCAACUACGUGGGGCCUACCAUGACAUCCCCACAGCAUGACGACCUUAGCAUCAACUGGUGCUUCGGAGACAAGGAUAUUGAAGUUGUGGAUAGCAGUACGGGCUUCAUCAUUGAGGAGUCUCCAUUUGUGAGCGGGGCUGGUUUCACCAGCAGACUUUGCAAGAGAGCCCUCUACAGUUAUUUUUGCCGUGUUGCAGAGCUGGGUGGGCAUAGCUAUUUGCUGAAUCUUCCCACCUACCACAGCGUCAAGGUGGAAGCCUUUGUCUACCAGUCUGUCAAAGAUCUGGUCAAGGAACAGCUUCUGAACAUCCAUGUAGGUUCCUGGAACUCCAAACAUCUGGUGGAUUGCUUCAGUACAUGAACACUGAAGAAACUGGCUAUGUGGAAGUUUAUCCACAUUCCUCUUGAGAUUUAGUUUACAGUUGUUCUGUGUGCUGUGCUGAUUACCCUUAAUAGUAAUUCUAGUUUUGUUUUAUGUAUAAUACUGGUGCUGUUUUCAGUUUGUGUAAGUCUCUGAGACCCUGUUGUUAUGCACCACAGUGAAGUUUUAAAGAGUUGUGAGUGGGAACACAAUGCUUAAAGGCUAAGGGUGUAAAACUGAGGAACAUUUUCUCUGCGCUGUCAAGUAGAAUUGAAAACCAUAAUCGGUGUUGGUCUGUAGCCAAAAGAUAUGACUGAUCAACAAUUUAUUUUAUGUACCAACCACUAUGCAACCAGCCAUUAAUAUGGAGAGACUGUUAUGAGUGGGUAAGUAUUUUGUUUUACAGCUUAGUUUUAAUGUCAUUUACUAAAGUUGAACAUUGUAAGCUCAGUGUGUUGAAGGUCAGAUGGUCAGAUCAGCGGUGGAAGAACCAGAGAUAUGGUAGUUCAGAGUUUCAACUUCCCUGUCCUCUCUAGUUUUUGCUGCUACUGUUGUUGUUGUUGUUUUUUUUUCUAAAUAAUAACCCUUGUGCCCAUA